AUCUCACCAGCCCUAACACCAAUCAUUCUCUCUUUCUCAUUACCUUGUCAACCUAUCUUACUCGACUUAAUUCUCUCUUCAUACCAUCUUGCCACCAUGUCGUUUUCAUUUGGAGUGCCCGAACAUACUCCCCGAUCUACUCCAUCCCGUAACCGCAGAUCCUUGUUUGUCAAUGCUGACAGUCCCCAUGACUCUGGAGUGGAGGGCCUGUCUAACAAUGCAUCAUCCCCGAGUCGGGUUCCCGACAAGAAAGAAGAAAAACCACAGGACGUACCUGAUGACUCAUCCUCUGUCUCUUCUGAGGCCUCUUUAGUCGAAGAUCCGGAGAAAGGUAACGCUCUGACUGAAAAUCCUUUCAGCACCGAGCGUGGAAGGAUCUUGUUCGAAGCUAUCGACAAACUUCAGAGUUUUGAAUGCAGCAAGAAACUAGAGAUACCACAGCUUAUCGUUGUUGGAGGUCAAUCCUCGGGCAAGUCAUCUUUAUUACAGAGAUUGACUGGAAUUCCCUUCCCAGUCGGCACCGGCACAUGCACCCGCUUUCCGACGCGUAUCACCUCCAAACGCACACCUCCCAGGAGCAAGGACAGCUUCCGUAUCUCUAUCGAACCGGCUGAGGUUACAGUGCAUGGCCUGGAAAGAGCGCCUGAUACGAUUAGCAGCUAUGCGUGCACCGGGGAAAUCUUUACGGCUGAAGUGUUUGUCAAGGCUGUUAAGGAGGUAUCUUCAAAGUAUAUAGGAAUCCGCCAUGGAAAAAACGAAGACAGCAACAAUUUCGCGGCGGAAGUUCUGAAGGUUGAGCUCUCCGGUCCAAAUAGACCCUACUUCAGCAUUCUCGACCUUCCAGGACUCUUCAACAGCACUUAUGGUGUGAAAACGGUAGACAUGGAAAGGGUUGAGGAAAUGAUUGUCAAGUAUAUGCAAAAACCUGAAAACACAGUCAUUUGCGUUGUCGAUGCCUCCGUUGAUUUCAAUCUUCAGCCGAUUUUAGAAGUGGCACAGAACCAUAUCAAUGACAGAGAGCGUAUUAUUGGUGUUUUUACCAAGUGUGAUAAGAUUGAAAACAACCUUGAAGAGGCACACGGGGCUGCGGAUAUCGCGGUCGGGUUCGAUCUCAAGUUCGGUCUCAGACUCACAGAAGACGAUCCAAGACUUAUGUCAGAUGGCUGGUUUGUUGUCCGCAAUCGCAACGACAAGGACAAGGGCAAAGACGAACUUGAGCUUGAGGCUAGUGAGAAAGACCUGCUCAAGACUUUCCCCUGGGACAGGGUCCCCGAGCCGCGGCGUGGAUGCGCUGCGUUGAAGAUGCAUCUGGGAACGAUACUGGACUCAAAGAUUACGUCUAGCUUCCCUGCUAUCCGAGAGCACGUCGAAAGGAAUCUGCAGGCCAAAUCUUCCGAGGAAGCCAUGCUGGGAGAACCCCGAGGCAACCACCACGCAAGGCUGAACUACGCAACCAACAUCGCUAAGAACUACGACGAGUUGGCGAUAAUGGCUCUGGAUCGCCCUGGUCGUUUGCCAACGCCAGUUAUGGAGCUCCGGCAGGAAGUGAGUCGCUUGAACAAAGAAUUCGACAGUUUCAUGAGAGAGAGAGGAGCAGAAUGGGAGUUCCAAGACUACGACAUCAGCCCGACUGAGAAAUUGAAAGAGCUUGCAGAUAUUGACAGCGGUGUUUUGUCUCAAACAUCGACACCCCAGCGGAGAGAAAUCCCCGACUUUGAUCCCGCUUUCAAUCAUUGCAUUCGGACGGGAAACUCAGACAAACUCCUCGAAGUGAUUAAACAGAAACUCAAGGGUGUCCAGACCAACCAGCUCCCCGGCAUCAUUAACCCAGACAUCUUCCCUAUCAUGUAUAAGCUACAGGUUUCAAAGUGGGUCACGAUUUCCAACAUUCAUUUACAGCGAGUCAGCAAUGCUGUUCUCAAAUGCAUUGACGCGAUUCUGGAAUCAGUGUGCCCCUCAAAAGGCGGCACGGCAAGGUUGCACGCAGGAUUGAAGGAGAUGCUGAGGAAAUGCUUCGAUUCUGCCCGCGAAACGGCAGAACAAGCCCUUAAGAUCCCACAACGCCAAGAGACAGAGUGCGAAACCCUAGGAACAACGGACAAUACGUUUGUUGAGAACGUAGUAGGCUGGCGGAAAGUGAGAUUUCAAGAAGCUUGUCUUCCCUCUCUCACGGGUAACUCGUUGUCGAUCAUCCAGGCUCUCAGCGUAUGCUUCGACUGUGCGCACCCGACUUUGGAGAAGAACAUGGUCAAUGAAGUCCACGACGUCCUUAAGGUGUACUACAAGAUCUCUCUGGAAGCGUUCAUCAGAAGCAUCAUUGGCACAAUCGAAGCCUACGUGUCCAGCGAUGAGGGCCCUGUUAAGGGUCUACAGGCAGCACGCAUGCUUGAGUUGUCUGAAGAGCAUCUGAACAGGAUCGCAGGGGAGGAUCAGUCGACGUAUAACAAGCGAUUGACCUUGGCCACAGAUAUCAAAGAAUUGGAAGAGGCUCUUGCUAUUGUGGAGCGGGCAAGACAAGAAGCGGAUGGUCUGGUGUAGGAUUGAAGGAGACUGCUCGGGUUGGGGUUUCAUGUUUCUCUCGGAAGCUUUUGCAGUCGUGUUUGCAGUAGUGUUUCCAUGCGUAGAAUCAUUU
Molecule: messenger RNA, 2632 nt
Organism: Ilyonectria robusta
Lineage: Eukaryota; Fungi; Ascomycota; Sordariomycetes; Hypocreales; Nectriaceae
Product: P-loop containing nucleoside triphosphate hydrolase protein
Exons: 6
Coding region: 97-2538 (813 amino acids)
Cellular component (GO): microtubule; membrane; cytoplasm
Molecular function (GO): microtubule binding; GTP binding; GTPase activity
Source: RefSeq, a predicted model, not a curated record